Cajanus cajan (pigeon pea) is the source of this 2019-nucleotide messenger RNA. RefSeq names its product protein DETOXIFICATION 16-like. Gene Ontology annotation, cellular component: membrane. Gene Ontology annotation, molecular function: xenobiotic transmembrane transporter activity; antiporter activity. Gene Ontology annotation, biological process: xenobiotic detoxification by transmembrane export across the plasma membrane. NCBI's taxonomy places the organism in Eukaryota, Viridiplantae, Streptophyta, Magnoliopsida, Fabales, Fabaceae. The record is from RefSeq and is a predicted model, not a curated record.
CAAUUUGUGAAUAGAUACACUUUCAAAACCAUGCAAUAAAAAACAUUUUUAACUAUUUAGAACAAAAAUUUUCAAGAACCACGUAUGAUUCAGAUUGGAGCAAGUCUGAGUCUUCGACCUGUUGAGUAAGAAGUAGUAGCAAAGAAGAGAAAUGGAGAGAGAACACCAAAACCAAAGUUCACCUCUUCAGUCACCAUUGAUUCAGCACUCAAACUCAGGGCAAGAUGGACUCGUAGUUAAAGAAAAGCAAAGAAGUUGGAGGGGAAUUGUGCGAAGUGAAGUUGUUGAAGAAGUGAAAAAACAGCUAUGGCUUGCAGGGCCUUUGAUUUCAGUGACCCUUUUAAAUUAUUCUCUAACUGUUAUAUCUGUCAUGUUUGUGGGGCAUCUAGGCGAGUUGGCUCUUUCUGGUGCUUCCAUGGCCACUUCUUUUGCCAGUGUCACAGGUUUCAGUUUAUUGUUAGGAAUGGCAAGUGCCUUGGACACCUUUUGUGGGCAGGCAUAUGGAGCAAAGCAGUAUAAGAUGUUAGGCAUACACAUGCAGAGAGCCAUGUUGAUUCUCAUGAUUGUCAGCAUUCCACUUGCAGUUAUUUGGGCAAACACAGGGUCCAUUCUUGUUUUCCUUGGCCAGGAUCAUGAAAUAGCUGCAGAAGCUGGGAGCUUUGCUAGGUUUAUGCUUCCAAGCCUUUUUGCCUAUGGCCUUCUACAAUGCCUCAACAGAUUUUUACAAACCCAAAAUAUUGUAUUUCCAAUGAUGUGCAGCUCCGGAAUUACCACAUUACUGCAUGUGCUUUUGUGUUGGUUUAUGGUAUUCAAGUCUGGACUUGGACAUAAAGGAGCUGCACUAGCAAAUUCUAUAUCUUUGUGGUUGAAUGUUACUUUACUCUCACUCUAUGUCAAGUUUUCUCCUUCAUGUGCAAAAUCUUGGACAGGCUUUUCCAAAGAGGCACUGCAUGACAUUCCCACAUUCGUGAGGCUUGCCAUUCCUUCGGCUGUUAUGGUUUGCUUGGAAAUGUGGUCAUUUGAAAUGAUGGUUCUCCUUUCUGGUCUUCUUCCAAAUCCAAAGUUGGAAACAUCAGUGCUUUCCAUCUGCUUGAAUACUGCAGCAGUUGUUUGGAUGAUCCCUUUUGGACUCAGUGGAGCAGGAAGCAUUCGUGUCUCCAAUGAACUUGGAGCUGGUCGUCCUUGGACUGCACGUUUAGCAGUGUGUGUUGUCUUAGUAAUGGCCAUUAUUGAGGGCAUCUUAGUUGGAACAUUGAUGAUACUUGUGCGCAAUAUCUGGGGCUAUGCAUAUAGCAAUGAAGUAGAAGUAGUCAAAUAUGUAGCAACUAUGUUCCCAAUUCUUGCAGCAUCCAACUUUCUGGAUGGACUCCAAUGUGUUCUUUCAGGCACUGCUAGAGGAUGUGGUUGGCAGAAAAUCGGUGCAUUUGUCAAUUUGGGGUCAUACUAUUUAGUUGGGAUUCCAUCAGCUAUUGUGUUUGCUUUUGUAUUGCAUAUUGGUGGGAAGGGGCUCUGGUUGGGGAUCAUAUGUGCACUCAUUGUUCAAGUGUGCUCUUUAACGAUCAUUACUAUUCGCACUGAUUGGGAGCAAGAGGCAAAGAAAGCUACAGAUAGAGUCUAUAAUUCAGUAACAUCAGAGAGCUUGGUCUCAUGAAGGCACAAUAUCUUUGCAGUUGUUCAUUCUGAGUUAAAAGCAAUAGAAGUUUGGUAUUUUACUUUUGGCAGAAAAGUUCUAGGGGCAAUUAUGUGUGGCCGAAAGAUAAUAGAUGAUGCACUUGGCCUUUGGAAGUGAAGAAUGUGGUAUUUAUUUUGUUUUCUAUGUAUUGGUAGGGAAUUUCCCAAUGUUUUGUGGAGGGAAAAGAAAAAAUGUGAAAUUUACAUAGUUAUUUUUCAGUUUUGUUCAUGGCCCCAGUGACUCCAUGAUUGGUUUAAUUACGGGGGUAAUUUAGUGACAGUAAACUUAUUGUCUCACUAAUUAGUUUUUAGUAUUUUUAUAUAAACUUGUAUUUUAAUUAUUUUGUA